Phodopus roborovskii (desert hamster) is the source of this 1359-nucleotide messenger RNA. It is a transcript of the gene Exosc6, whose product is annotated as exosome component 6. The record is from RefSeq and is a predicted model, not a curated record. Gene Ontology annotation, cellular component: nucleolus; cytoplasmic exosome (RNase complex); nuclear exosome (RNase complex). Gene Ontology annotation, biological process: nuclear mRNA surveillance; U4 snRNA 3'-end processing; rRNA catabolic process. Bases 99 to 932 code for a protein of 277 amino acids. The transcript has a single exon. NCBI's taxonomy places the organism in Eukaryota, Metazoa, Chordata, Mammalia, Rodentia, Cricetidae.
CACCUACCGCUCUCCCGAUAGGCUUCGCGCGGGCGCGCCUGUUUAAGUAGGCGGAAGAGCCGGUGCGCAUGGUAGCCUAGCAGGCGGAAGUGGCUCGUAUGCCCGUUGCCGCCAUGCCGGGAGACCACCGUCGAAUCCGCGGGCCGGAGGAGUCCCAGCCGCCGCAGUUGUACGCGGCCAACGAAGACGAGCCGCCCGCUGCCCGCGACCCGACGCGGCUACGGCCGGUGUACGCGCGCGCCGGGCUGCUGAGCCAGGCCAAGGGCUCGGCCUACCUGGAGGCGGGAGGCACCAAGGUGCUUUGCGCAGUGUCGGGCCCGCGCCAGGCCGAGGGCGGAGAGCGCGGCGGCGGCCCUGCGGGAGCGGGCGGCGAGGCCCCGGCCGCCCUCCGUGGCCGCCUGCUCUGUGACUUCCGCCGCGCGCCCUUCUCCGGUCCCCGGCGUCGCGCGCCCCAGGGCAGCGGCGAGGAGCGCGAGCUGGGUCUGGCGCUGCAGGAGGCCCUGGAGCCCGCGGUGCGCCUGGGGCGCUACCCUCGCGCCCAACUCGAGGUGUCCGCGCUGCUGCUGGAGGACGGCGGCUCUGCGCUGGCCGCGGCGCUCACGGCCGCGGCGCUCGCCCUAGCCGACGCGGGAGUGGAGAUGUAUGACUUGGUAGUGGGCUGCGGCCUGAGCCUCGCACCGGGACCCUCGCCCACUUGGCUGCUGGACCCUACGCGGCUCGAGGAGGAGCACUCUGCAGCCGGCCUCACGGUGGCGCUCAUGCCGGUGCUCAACCAGGUGGCCGGCUUGCUGGGCAGCGGGGAAGGCGGCCAGACUGAGAGUUGGACGGACGCGGUGCGCCUGGGCCUGGAAGGCUGCCAGCGCCUCUACCCAGUGCUGCAGCAGUGCUUGGUGCGAGCUGCCCGCCGGAGGGCCGCCGUCGCCCCGUCCUGAUUGGAAAAGCUUAACAACAAGGAUGCGGGUGACUGCAGUUGUCCUUCUCUCCCAAACGGACCGGCUGCUGGUCGCCUGGUUUGGCUGAGCUGAAGAAACAGCAGUGGGAGGUAGCGUGCACUGAACCAAAGCGCUGGACAGCUGUGUUGGAACGCUUUAAAGGGCCUUAGCAGCCUUACUGUAAAGUUGGAAAGGACUUAAGCUGGAUGACCUGGUAAAUGAGCUGUGAUCUUGUAAGGGAUGGACCCUGUGCAGGCCAGCCGUUGGCUCCAGUGUAUGUGGGAUAAACUACUUUUGAGAAGAUGGACAAGAGGACUUUGCCUUCUCACUACCCGAACUAAACAUAAAAACCCCUUUUAUACCUGAAAAUACAUUCUUGUGGUUUUUCUUGGUACUAGAGUUAGAAACAGUGCUGUUUUGAACUGGG